CUGUACGCUGCGCCGCCCGCUGCUGCUGCUGGGGAUCGGAAGCUGCUGCUGCCGCCGCCGGGAACAUGGCGGAGGGCUGUGCCUGGCUGCUAGUGCUGAGCACGGUCUUUCUCUGCAAUCUCUUUAAAAUCCAGCUCCCUUCCUUAUCCUCAAUAGUGUCCAGGUUACUGCAGACGGAUGUAGAGCAGGAGCAGCAGAUGAGAGCUGAUAUCCAAAUUAUGAGACAAGAACUCUCAAAUAUCAGUAUGAUGGAUGAGUUUGCCAGAUAUGCCAGAUUGGAACGUAAAAUCAACAAGAUGACUGACAAACUUAAAACCCAUGUAAAAACCAGGACAGCUCAGCUAGCAAAAAUCAAGUGGGUUGUCAGCAUUGUAUUUUACGUCUUACAGGCUGCCUUGAUGAUCUCCCUUAUAUGGAAAUAUUACGCAGAGCCAGUUAUCGAGCUGCCUAGUAAAUGGAUUGCACCACUGGAACGCCUUGUGGCAUUUCCCACCGGGAUUGCAGGUGGGGUAGGAAUUACCUGCUGGCUCGUGGUCUGCAACAAAGUUGUAGCCAUUUUGUUGUACCCUAUAAGCUGAAAAGAACAAAGUAUCGACAAGGCAGUAUUCCUACAUGCUGCAGCCCGUAUUAAUUAAUGUGCGUAAUAUAUUGUUUACAUGCCUCCGAACCCUAGGAUAUAUUUAUUCAUUUCUGUGUGUAAAUCAUGUCAGAACAUCUAAUCAAGUCAUUAUACUUUUUGUUGUUAGCUUGAAAUAUUUUCUUUUCCCAUCUGAAAUAAAGCAGUGUAUGGCGUUCCA
Molecule: messenger RNA, 797 nt
Organism: Pseudophryne corroboree (corroboree frog)
Lineage: Eukaryota; Metazoa; Chordata; Amphibia; Anura; Myobatrachidae
Gene: GET1
Product: guided entry of tail-anchored proteins factor 1
Exons: 5
Coding region: 66-578 (170 amino acids)
Biological process (GO): tail-anchored membrane protein insertion into ER membrane
Cellular component (GO): GET complex
Molecular function (GO): protein-membrane adaptor activity
Source: RefSeq, a predicted model, not a curated record